GAGCAGGGACCAUUUGAGGUGGGGCUGAAGGCUAGCUGAUAGCACACCCUCAGCCCUGCCAUCCCUGGCUUCAGACUGGCUGGCUUCUCAGCCCAGGUCCCCACCUUUACAACUGGACUCGCUGUGCCUUGAACUAGACCCAGGCCUUCUCCUCUCUCUAGGGUCACAGCUGCAUGUGUCUAAACCCCAAAACACUACACACUCCUUCAGAGUCCAGGAGAUCAGUGUUCCCAGAGCCUACUUGGGAAACUACACUAAAACCCAGUUAGUGGCCCAAGGCCCCUCUUUCACACCCCAGCCAUUCCAGGGCCCCACCCACCCCCAAAGACGGAUGCACCUUUCUCGGAGCCAGCAUGGAGAACACAGACCCACAGCUUCUGAACUGGCUUUCCUAUUUGUCUCAUCCCCCAAUUGUCUAACAAUUUCCGAGGAAAAGCUCUAAUUCUAGCUAAGCUGUUCUACCAACUCCCACCCCCAGGAGGGCAGGGCCAGAGGCUGGACAAAACUGUGCCUGUGGCUGGUGGCUGCCCUGAGACCAGUUGUGCCCACGUCCUGCAUCAGUUCACAACCGGUGAAUCCCAGGGCUGGGGUCAUAGCAUGAGUUCUAGAGAUAAAAAUGACUAGAGUAAACCCUGGGUCAAGGUUAGGUGAGGGCAGGGACGGACACUAGCAGCGUGGAGCCUUGGGCAGAGAUGGGAUGGGGAGAGAAGUGGGUUGGGGUGGUGUAGGCGCUCCUUCUGUGGCCUGUGUGGCAAGACCGAGGACAUGAGAAAUUCUAAACCGAAACCUGAUGCCCCAGAUCUUUAUGCCUUUUUAUAAAGGAAGGCAAUGAACAUUUUAUUUUAUCAGUUUCUUGAACUAAUUUCAAACUUCAAAAAUCAGACACGGUGUGUGCCUCCAUCCGUGCUUUUCACUGGCUCUCAAAUGUUAGGGACAGGCCUGACAACCUGUGUUUCAGGAGGCGCAUCCCAUCGGGGCCAGACUGUAGGGAGGCUGCUGAGAAGGCUGCAACUUCGUGGCCUGCGGCCGGUCCCGCAAGAGAUGGCCCCAGGGGCGCCCGCACUGCUGCUGCUGUCGCUGCUGUCACUGCCAGGUCUCCCGCCUCGCGCUACCGGCUGCCCUGCGGCCUGCCGCUGCUACAGCGCCACGGUGGAGUGCGGCGCCCUGCGGCUGCGCCUGGUCCCACCCGGAAUCCCGCCCGGGACGCAGACGCUGUUCCUGCAGGACAACAGCAUCGCGCGCCUGGAGCCGGGCACCCUGGCGCCCCUCGCCUCCCUGCGUCGUCUCUACCUGCACAACAACAGCCUGCGCGCCCUGGAGCCAGGCGCCUUCCGUGCGCAGUCGCGCCUGCUGGAGCUGGCUCUCACUGGCAACCGGCUGCGCGGCUUGCGCGUUGGCGCUUUCGCCGGCCUGGCCCAGCUGCGCGUGCUCUACCUAGCUGGCAACCAGCUGGUACAGCUGCUGGAUUUCACCUUCCUACACUUGCAGCGACUGCAGGAGCUGCACCUGCAGGAAAACAGCAUCGAGCUGCUGGAGGACCAGGCCCUGGCCGGGCUCUCCUCGCUGGCACUGCUGGACCUCAGCAGGAACCAGCUGGGCACCAUCAGCCAGGAGGCCCUACAGCCCCUGGCCAGCCUGCAGGUCCUGCGCCUCACAGAGAACCCAUGGCGCUGUGACUGUGCCUUGCACUGGCUGGGAACCUGGAUCAAGGAAGGGGGCCAGCGCCUGCUCAGCUCCAGGGACAAGAAAAUCACGUGUGCAGAGCCCCCCCGCCUGGCACUUCAGAGUCUCCUGGAAGUAUCUGGCAGUAGCCUCAUCUGCAUCCCACCCUCUGUGCACGUGGAGCCGCUGGAGGUGACAGCCAACCUGGGUGAGGACCUGCGGGUUGCCUGCCAGGCUUCCGGCUACCCGCAGCCCCUGGUGACCUGGAGAAAGGUGGCGCAGCCUCGUGAGGGGCCGCCGCAGGCCCAGGCCCAACCUGAAGGCGGGGUGCCGGGCCCAGGUGGGCCCGGGGCAUCCGACACAGGCAGCGGCAUGCUCUUCCUCACCAACAUCACCCUGGCCCACGCCGGCAAGUACGAGUGCGAGGCCUCCAACGCCGGCGGCGCCGCCCGCUUGCCCUUCCAGCUUCUGGUCAACCUGUCCCAGCAGCUGCUGCUGGCGCCUGCGCCGCCGCGGGCCGGCGGCCCAGUCAGCCACGAGCCCCUGCCCAAGGCGGGCGGCAUGGCCUUUCGCGCCCUGGGCCUGGCCACGCAGACGGCCAUCGCGACGGCCAUCGCGCUCCUGGCGCUCACGGCGCUGCUGCUGGCGACCAUGAUCUGCCGCAGGCGGCGCAGGCGCAAAAAGGCACCAGGGCCUCCCGGGGAGGGCGCGCUCUUCGUCAACGACUAUUCGGACGGGCCCUGCACCUUCGCGCAGCUCGAGGAGCUCCGCGACGAGCGGGGCCACGAGAUGUUCGUCAUCGACCGCUCCAAGCCGCUCUUCGCCGAGGGCCCGGCGGAAGCGGCCGAGGGCGCAGCGCCCGGAAUCGCGCAGGGCCUCCCGCUGCAGCCGCCUGCCGCCUACGAGAUCCGUUGCUGAGGGGGGGCGGGGGCGGACGCGCGCUGAUGACGCGGGCCACGCGGAUUGGCCGACCCGGCUCGCCCCGCGCAUGCUCCAGCGUGAUCAGUAAAGCGUGGAAGCUG
Molecule: messenger RNA, 2684 nt
Organism: Balaenoptera musculus (blue whale)
Lineage: Eukaryota; Metazoa; Chordata; Mammalia; Artiodactyla; Balaenopteridae
Gene: LRRC24
Product: leucine rich repeat containing 24
Exons: 4
Coding region: 829-2580 (583 amino acids)
Molecular function (GO): protein binding
Source: RefSeq, a predicted model, not a curated record